GCCUUUUUUUCUUAGGUUUCUACCCCCUUUCUUUCGUGUUCUAUCUGGAAAGCUUCACCGCGGAGUGGAUCUGGUACUGGUGGGGUUUAGCAUCGUCGUAUGGUCUUGCGCGCGUGAUCCGUGUGCUCUUCGAGAAAGAUGGCGGUGGAGAGCGGGGAGGAUUGCUGCGUGAAAGUGGCCGUGCACGUAAGGCCGCUCAUUGGCGACGAGCGCCAGCAGGGGUGCAAGGAUUGUGUCACCGUAGUCCCUGGGAAACCGCAGGUGCAAAUUGGCACCCAUUCAUUUACUUUUGAUCAUGUAUAUGGGAGCACAGGUACUCCAUCGUCCGCCAUAUUUGACGAAUGUGUUGCUCCACUUGUAGAUGGCUUAUUCCAAGGAUACAAUGCUACUGUUCUUGCGUAUGGUCAAACGGGGUCAGGAAAAACGUACACCAUGGGAACUGCAUGUAAGGAUGGUUCUCAAACAGGUCUUAUACCUCAAGUUAUGAAUUCUUUAUUUAGCAAAAUUGAGGCUUUGAAGAAUCAAGCAGAAUUUCAACUGCGCGUCUCAUUCAUUGAGAUAUUAAAAGAAGAAGUGAGAGAUUUGCUAGAUAGUUCAUCUGUCAGCAAAAUUGAAGCUGUCAAUGGACAUUCUGGGAAGUUGACAAUGCCUGGGAAGGCUCUAGUGCAGAUACGGGAGGCAUCAAAUGGGGCAAUAACAUUGGCUGGAUCAACUGAGAUUUUUGUUAGCACUCAAAAGGAGAUGGCUGCAUGUCUAGAACAAGGUUCACUGAUUCGAGCAACUGGAAGUACAAAUAUGAACAAUCAGUCAAGUCGUUCCCAUGCCAUUUUCACAAUCACAUUAGAGCAAAUGUGCAAGAUUGGUCCAAAUGUCCCUGCUGAAGGCACCCUCAUGGAGGACAUGAAUCAUGAAUAUUUAUCUGCAAAACUACACUUAGUAGAUCUUGCUGGAUCAGAACGUGCCAAGAGAACAGGCUCAGAUGGCCUUCGAUUCAAGGAAGGAGUUCAUAUAAAUAGGGGGCUGCUAGCCCUUGGAAAUGUCAUUAGUGCUCUUGGAGAUGAGAAAAAGCGUAAAGAGGGUGCCCAUGUUCCUUACCGUGAUAGCAAACUUACACGGCUCUUGCAGGAUUCACUUGGUGGAAAUAGCAGGACUGUAAUGAUAGCCUGUACCAGUCCAGCUGAUGUUAACACAGAAGAAACACUCAACACAUUAAAAUAUGCUAACCGAGCUCGUAACAUUCAGAAUAAGCCCAUUGUCAACAGGAAUCCAAUAUCAGAAGAGAUUCACAGAAUGAGGCAACAUAUUGAAUAUCUACAGGCUGAAUUGGCCUGUCACCGCGGGGGAGGUGCAUCGGAUGAUAUCCAGGCUCUGAAAGAGAAAAUCUCUUGGCUGGAAGCUACUAAUGAAGAUCUUUGUAUGGAAAUCUACGAAUACCGGAGUCGAUUUUCUCAGGAUCACCAUUUUGCCACAGAUUCUGAAGAAACUGGAAGUUGUUUUCUUAAAGGAGAAGAUCUAAAGAGGAGCCUGCACAAUGCAGAAGGCUAUGAUUAUCACAUGGCUGGAGCUUUAAGAGGUGAUUCAAAGGAAAUAGAUGAAGUAGCCAAAGAAUGGGAGCACACAAUGUUGCAAGAUUCUAUGGGAAAGGAGUUGAAUGAGUUAAAUAGACAAUUGGAGCAAAAAGAGUCUGAGAUGAAAACGUUUUGUGGAUUUGACACGUUUUCUCUUAAGCAACACUUCAAAAAGAAGUUGAUGGAACUUGAAGAGGAGAAAAGAGCAGUGCAGCAAGAAAGAGACAGAUUGUUGGCUGAAGUUGAAAACCUCGCUGCAGCCUCAGAUGGGCAAGGGCACAAAUUGCCAGAGAACCACUUGCAGAAACUGAAGGCCCUUGAAGCACAGAUAUUGGACCUUAAAAAGAAACAAGAAAACCAAGUUCAACUAUCAAAGCAAAAACAAAGGAGUGAGGAAGCGGCAAAGAAGCUACAAGAAGAGAUACAAUUUAUUAAGUCACAGAAGGUCCAGUUGCAACACAAGAUAAAGCAAGAGGCAGAACAAUUUCGUCAGUGGAAGGCUUCUCGUGAGAAGGAACUGCUUCAGCUAAAGAAAGAGGGAAGGAGAAAUGAGUAUGAGCGACAUAAACUUCGAUCAUUAAAUCAGAGACAGAAAUUGGUUCUUCAGAGGAAAACAGAGGAGGCUGCAAUGGCUACCAAGAAGUUGAAAGAACUGCUCGAAGCUCGAAAAUCAUCAGCACGUGAAAAUUCUGUUAUUGCAAAUGGUCAUUCACCAGGAGUUCCGUUCAAUGAAAAAUCCCUACAACGUUGGCUGGAUCAUGAACUUGAAGUCAUGGUGCAUGUGCAUGAAGUGCGGAAUGAAUAUGAGAAACAGAGUCAAGUGCGUGCUGCCUUGGCCGAGGAGCUUACUUUCCUGAAACAAGAGGAGGCUUCAUUAUACGGUGCUAGUCCACCAAGAGUAAAGAAUGGAAACUCCAGAAUGUCCUCUUUGUCUCCAAAUGCACUAUUAGCAAGAAUAACAUCACUUGAAAACAUGGUGAACAUAUCAUCAAACACUCUUGUAGCAAUGGCUUCCCAACUUUCCGAGGCAGAGGAACGUGAACGUUCUUACACAGGACAUGGAAGGUGGAAUCAGUUGCGCUCCAUGGGAGAAGCAAAGAGUCUGCUUCACUAUGUGUUUAAUGUUGCAGCAGAUGCAAGAUGCAAGUUGAGGGAGAAGGAAAUUGACAUCAAGGAACUAAAAGAGCAACUGAAUGAACUUGUUAGCCUUCUUCGACUCAGUGAAGCACGGAGAAAAGAAAUGGAGAAGCAACAGAAGAUGAGAGAGCAAGCUGUUGCAGUUCCAUUAACGACAUCACCUUCGGCAAAUUCAAAUGGUUCCCUGAAGCACUCUGCUGAUGAUACUGGUACUCCACUGUCUCCAAUAGCAGUACCAGCGCAGAAACAACUGAAGUACACUGCUGGUAUCGCUAAUAGCCCAAAUAAAGCGGCUUCAAGUUUUGACAAGCAGCCACUGAAGAUGGUGCCGAUUGGGCAUCUGCCUGUGGGAAAGAAACUGGCAAUAACAGGUCAUGGAGGAAAGCUUUGGAGAUGGAAAAGGAGCCAUCAUCAGUGGCUCCUACAGUUCAAGUGGAAGUGGCAGAAACCAUGGAAAUUGUCUGAAUGGAUUCGGCGUAGUGAUGAAACAAUUAUGAGAGCUAGACCUCGGUCCCUCCCUCUUCAUAGGAUCUCAUGAUAUAGCAUCGCAUGGUCACCCAACAAUCCCAACCAAUCCCCCAGUAAGCAUAUUGACAAGGAAAUUACUAUCAGCCACAUUCCCAUGUUCCUCUUCAAUAACAAGGCCUCAUAAAUUGUUCCUGAAUGUAAAGAUUUUCGCCUGUUGGAUAAAUGCAACUUCACCCGCCUUCCGCUUGUCUCUCUAAAAGCUCUGAAGCAUGUCAUAAAGCAGAAAAAUUCUGAAAAAUGCUGGUAAUGAAGGGACAUGAAGGAUGAAGCUCGGCAUGUAGCUGAUUUCCUUUUUCCAUCUUGUGGCAGUAUCGCAUUGGCCAUCAAAGAUGCUUGGCCUGUUUGGUUUGGUAAAGUAUCCAUUUGUAAUUGUUAUUAUUAUUAUUUUUGUUAUAUCUUGUACGUAUGAAACAUUUAUGUGUAUCCAAAAGUAAUACUGUCUUGGCUGUAAGAAUACAAAGUUUGGUGUUUUGUGGUAUGUAAAAUUUGGAAAUAGUAUUUGUCGUAGUGAACUGAAGAUGAAAAAUAGAAGUUAUCGAUUCA
Molecule: messenger RNA, 3776 nt
Organism: Zingiber officinale
Lineage: Eukaryota; Viridiplantae; Streptophyta; Magnoliopsida; Zingiberales; Zingiberaceae
Product: kinesin-like protein KIN-4A
Exons: 26
Coding region: 139-3243 (1034 amino acids)
Biological process (GO): mitotic spindle organization; microtubule-based movement
Molecular function (GO): microtubule motor activity; microtubule binding; ATP binding
Source: RefSeq, a predicted model, not a curated record